Molecule: messenger RNA, 1575 nt
Organism: Solanum stenotomum
Lineage: Eukaryota; Viridiplantae; Streptophyta; Magnoliopsida; Solanales; Solanaceae
Product: delta(12)-fatty-acid desaturase FAD2-like
Exons: 2
Coding region: 177-1331 (384 amino acids)
Biological process (GO): lipid metabolic process
Molecular function (GO): oxidoreductase activity, acting on paired donors, with oxidation of a pair of donors resulting in the reduction of molecular oxygen to two molecules of water
Source: RefSeq, a predicted model, not a curated record
CCCAUGUUAUUUCCUGGACCCGUUGGGUAGGGCAUUCAUUCCGGAGGAGGGAAACUAAAGAGCUUAAAUACCUAUUCUUUCUCCUCUUAUUUUCCACAAAUACAUACAUCACAGAGAAAGGAGAGGAUAAAGAAAAUCUCAUUUUGGCAACUAAAGUUGUCCCAGGUUACUGAACAAUGGGUGCAGGAGGUCGAAUGUCCACUCCUUCUGAGGGCAACAAGUCUCAGUCUGAUGUUCUCCAAAGAGUUCCUCAUUCUAAACCACCCUUCACAGUGGGUGACGUCAAGAAAGCCAUCCCACCCCAUUGUUUCAAGCGAUCUGUCCUACACUCUUUCUCCUUCGUUCUUUAUGACCUCGUAAUAGCCUUUCUCCUUUACUAUGUUGCAACUAACUAUUUCCAUCUCCUCCCUUACAAUUUAUCCUACGUAGCCUGGCCGCUUUACUGGAUCUGCCAAGGCUGUAAUCUAACAGGAGUUUGGGUCAUAGCACAUGAAUGUGGUCAUCAUGCCUUCAGUGACUAUCAAUGGCUUGAUGACACUGUUGGCCUUGUCCUACACUCAUCUCUACUUGUUCCCUAUUUCUCUUGGAAAUAUAGUCAUCGUCGCCAUCAUUCCAAUACAGGUUCAAUGGAUCGUGAUGAAGUAUUUGUACCAAAGUUGAAGUCGAGUAUGAAAUGGUUCUCUACUUAUCUCAACAACCCACCAGGAAGAAUCCUUAUACUUGUAGUCCAGCUCACUCUAGGCUGGCCUUUAUACCUGAUGUUUAAUGUUUCCGGGAGACCUUAUGACCGGUUUGCUUGCCAUUUCGAUCCCAAUAGCCCUAUCUACACAGAUCGUGAACGCCUUCAGAUCUUUGUAUCUGAUGCUGGUAUAUUUGCUGUACUCUAUGUACUUUACACUCUUGUGGCAGCAAAAGGACUUGCCUGGGUUGUCUGUGUUUACGGAUGUCCAUUACUCAUCGUGAAUGGAUUCCUCGUAUUGAUCACAUAUUUGCAGCACACACACCCUUCAUUGCCUCAUUAUGACACAUCGGAAUGGGACUGGUUGAGGGGUGCUCUUGCUACAGUUGACAGAGACUACGGAAUUCUCAACAAGGUAUUCCAUAACAUCACAGACACUCAUGUAGCACACCAUCUGUUUUCAACCAUGCCACAUUAUCAUGCAAUGGAAGCUACAAAGGCUAUAAAACCAAUAUUAGGUGACUAUUAUCAAUUUGAUGGGACAUCAAUUUGGAAGGCCAUGUAUAGAGAAGCUAAAGAGUGUGUUUACGUCGAGCCAGAUGAAGGUGACCAAAACAAGGGUGUCUUUUGGUAUAAAAACAAGCUUCAUUAGACUUUGCUACUAGACCAUGAGCAAGGCUGGUAAGUUUAAGUCCCCAGCUAGAAGGGAUUUGCUUCCAUUUUCUUGAAAUUUAGGCUUGUUUUGAUCGAAAGUGGAUUCCAGUUUUCGUUUAAGUAAUUUUGUUAUUUCACUGAUUUUAGACAACUGUGAAUGCUUCUUUAUUUUCCCAAGUCACAAUGUUUUGUGUAAAGGGAAAUAUGCCUAACAUAUAUUUCAAGACACCAUUUAAGUUCAA